AUGUCAAGACACGGGAAUUCACGACGAAAUGAUAACCAAUCAAGAGAUGCCCAACUUAUGGGAAUUUAUCUGGCGCUGGAGAUUGCGGCGGCUGAAGAAAGUGUCCCGCGCAACAUUCCUUGUCGAACCUCACGUCUACAAGGCAGAUAUUACAUAGAGGAAGUUCUUGGCAAUGACACAAGGUGUUACGAGAAUUUCAGGAUGAACCCUCACGUAUUUCAUAAUCUGUGCGAUACGCUAAGAGCAAAUUGUGGAAUCAGAAAUAGCAGGAAUGGUCUGACCGUCGAGGAGAUGGUCGGCAUGUUCUUAAUGGUAGUUGCACAUAGUACGCGCUUGGUCGUGGUUGCCGAACGAUUUCAGCAUUCUACGGAGACGGUGUCACGAGUCAUCAAGGUAAUAGCUCAUGGAAUUCAUUCGUUGUCACCAACGUAUAUAAGACGGAGGAACGUUGAUGUACAACCGGAAAUUCAGAGUUGCCGAAAAUGGUACCCAUUCUUUCAGAAUUGCAUUGGAGCAAUCGAUGGGACACAUGUGUCUGCUUGUGUUCCAUCAUCGGUGAGAGGCGCGUAUCGCGAUCGGAAUAAUGAGAUUACGCAAAAUGUACUCGCCGCUUGUUCGCAUGACAUGAUGUUCACUUAUGUCGUCACUGGAUGGGAGGGUUCUGCUCAUGACUCUCGAAUUCUGUCCGAUGCCGCUACAUUGGAAUUAUUUCCUGCACCAUAUGGCGAACAAUAUUAUGUAGUCGAUGCGGGAUUCCCUAAUAUUCCGGGUUAUCUGGCUCCUUAUAAAGGCCAAAGACAGAAUGUAGUGAAUGCAAUAGAGGUACUUGUUGCAAAGAAGAUCGACCGCAUAAGCAUACUGAAGAUGUCAAUUCAAAUUGUUGUGGCUCGAGCAUGGCGAAUGGAUGAAAGAGACGGCAUUGGCAUACUAAAAAUGAAGAUUCAAGUUGAUAUGGCUCGAGUAUGGCAAAUGGAAGGAAAAGAGAAUGGAUUUGUGAUUGUGGGCGACAGGUUUCCAUUCUGA
Punica granatum (pomegranate) is the source of this 1023-nucleotide messenger RNA. The record is from RefSeq and is a predicted model, not a curated record. Lineage: Eukaryota; Viridiplantae; Streptophyta; Magnoliopsida; Myrtales; Lythraceae.